Messenger RNA from Daucus carota subsp. sativus, 984 nucleotides. RefSeq lists its product as uncharacterized. The coding region runs from base 82 to 708 and encodes 208 amino acids. The transcript has 3 exons. The record is from RefSeq and is a predicted model, not a curated record. NCBI's taxonomy places the organism in Eukaryota, Viridiplantae, Streptophyta, Magnoliopsida, Apiales, Apiaceae.
UUUUUGUGAAUUGGACAAAAUAGAAAAUUGAACAUCCGUUGGAGACUGAGAGUGGGCUGGGCUGAGCAGUGAGCUCGGGGCAUGGCAAAUCAUAGAAUCAUCGCAGCCGUCCGGUCAAUACAGAAAUCAACGGUCGGGGAAGGUUUCUCGGGUGUGUUGGGACAAAGAGCAUGCUCGUCGUCGUCAAAGAAGCCCAAAAAAGACGUCAACGACCGUCUCUCCGGUGUGAUAGACGCCGUUAACGACCGUAAACUUCCACCAGAGCUACGGGGCCAACGUAACGCCGUCAGAUCUGAAACUGAUAUAAUCAAUGUUGUUGAGCAACGGAUAUGGCAUUCAAUGGAAGAAGGUCAGUUCGAGAACUUAUCUGGGAAAGGUAAACCACUGGAUCUAAGUUCAAAUCCGCAUGCCGAUCCUGCUGAUGACACCUUGUACAGGAUCUUGUCAAAAAACAAGUGUUUGCCAGAGUGGGUUGAACUAAACAAAGAAAUCACAAGUGGAACUUCAGAGUGGAGAGUGGCCCUAAGGAAUGCAUGGACGUGUAAACAGGAAAAUGAACCUAAAUGGAUUGAGAGAUCUGAGGUUUUAAAGCAACGAUUGCGUGACAUCAAUAAUAAGGUUUUCCGCUACAACCUCAUUGUUCCUUUUGGUCGGCAAAUGAAUGGACUUAAUUGGGAAAAAGAAAUCGCCAACUUGCAUGGGGGAUAACCAGGAAAGCAGAACAUUCCGUUUUGCUCAAGUCAUCUACUCCAUUUUGCCUGAUUGGUGCCCAAGUCCGUUUUCCAAACAGUUUAAUGUAUGUUUAACAUAAUAAGUUUAUUCCUGUAGUAGUAGUAGUAAGAUUUGUAUUAAGGUAGUGUGCUAUGUGCCAAAAAAAGUGGAAGGAUAAUCUUAUGGCAGUUUCCAAAGCUUGAUGGCUGUAACUUAAUAUAUGAAGUGUAUAAUGAAAAGUUUAUAUGUUUUAGCAGAAAAAACACUUUGAUA